AUGCCGAGAAGAUCUGUUCCUGAGAGCCCCUGGCUUAAUGGAAUGCCACCAUUUGUUUUCUGCCAGCAGCAGUUCCAUCCACUGGUGAGUUAUGGCCCCAUGUGUGCACCGCAGAAUAACCAUCUCUUAAUGGGCGGCGGCAUGGCUCCCGAUAUGACGCGGUUCGGAGGCAACAUUUCCUCUCGUUCCAACUAUGGGCGCAGCUAUGAUCGGCAGGACCGCUACCGGCCACGUCGGGGUUACAAUGACCGUUAUGGAUAUCGCCAAGGUGGAUACGGUUAUAGGGACCGCAAGCGCCAGGUUCCCAGCGGAGAGCGGUCUCGAUCUCCUGCAGCAAAGAGAGAGACGCCACAGCAUGACGGCACACGAAAGGUUCAAGAUCAGCCGAGUGAGCAAGGAGAAGCUGCUGCAGCGGAAGAUGAAGUAGGGGAGGUCUCUGGCGUACAAGCUGACGACCUCUAUGAUCCUGCAGAGCCAACCACGGAGGACACUGUAGAGGAAACUGAAGCAGCUGAUGGACAAGAGGAUCACGACACUGGUGAAGGUGCUGAAGAAGAUGCUAAUGAGGCUGGUGAUCAAGAACUAAAGCACCUGCCGAAACCAGAGCCCAAGGUAUCAGGAUCGAAGCCUUCCGACGCCAGACGUCCUACCAGAGUAGAUGAAGCAAAAGGACAAGCAGGAGGCCAGAUGGCUGAAAAAGGUCUGCAAAAGCAAGUGUUUAGGAAGGGCAGCCAGAAGGGUAAAGGCUGGUGCACAGUAUGCGAGAUCCACUUCGAUGACAGCUAUCUUGACCACAGGAGGACUGAAGAUCACAAGAUGAAGCGGAAUGAGAAGUAUCCGAAGUGCCACCCCUGUAGCAUGGCCUUUCAUAAUCGUAAACAGUAUGAACACCACUGUGGGAGCGACUUUCACUGCAAGAAUGUAGAAGUAAUUGAUAAUGAAGUGGAUGAGUCAGCUGGUCCUUUGGGCGAAGAAUACCUGCAAGAAGUUCCUGCUUAUUAUUGUACAUUGUGCAAGCUGCUUAUGAAGAUAGAACUGAAAUCUCAUCAUUGCUGCACCCUAGGUCACUACAGGAGAUACAGGAAUACCAAACGCAAAGAAGAAACUGCUAAGAAAGCUAAGCCUUCAAUGAAAGAAAGAGAAGAUGAGGAGGAUGACACAAAUCAAGUAGGCAGCGAUGAUGAAACCAGGGCAGCCUCAGAAUGGUGCAGACCUUCAUGGAGUGUCUAACGAACCGAAGGAAGAAAAUCUAGCUUAAGUAACUGAUCAGGCAGGUGCAAGAGGCCUCGGAAGGAGCAACGCAGGGUUGACCAUGACAUGAUAAAGUGUGAAGCGGAGCAGCCAGUCUGAGCCAGUGAACGAAGAAGGUUCACAAUUCAAAUGAGCAGGAUGAACAUAAGGACGAGCGCCAGGACUGAAGAACA
Molecule: messenger RNA, 1424 nt
Organism: Rhipicephalus microplus (southern cattle tick)
Lineage: Eukaryota; Metazoa; Arthropoda; Arachnida; Ixodida; Ixodidae
Source: RefSeq, a predicted model, not a curated record